Messenger RNA from Ctenopharyngodon idella (grass carp), 1152 nucleotides. RefSeq lists its product as uncharacterized. The transcript has 3 exons. Gene Ontology annotation, cellular component: cytosol. The record is from RefSeq and is a predicted model, not a curated record. Lineage: Eukaryota; Metazoa; Chordata; Actinopteri; Cypriniformes; Xenocyprididae. The coding region runs from base 219 to 908 and encodes 229 amino acids.
UCCACCACUUUAGACAAAGCAGCAGACUUAUCUACUCCAUGACUGUACAAGUUCCUUAAAAGUUGACCUUUAUCCCGCAGAUUCACUUAUAAAUAUAAAAACAGUAGGCUUGCGUAAUUCUGCAUACAGGAUGUGAAAGUGGCUUUUCGUAGAAACUGUAGUUCUUGGAUUGGAGAUUGAGGAAGUUGAAGACAAGCGGAUAUCAAGACGCAAAAAACAUGAAGACGGUGGCUUUUCUCUGUUUUUGUUUCUUAUAUAGGUACACACUUGGUAACUGUCCCAGUAACAGUUUGGAAAUUAAAUCUGUGGAGGAUGUUUAUGAAUUUUUAUGGGAGAAAAAUAUCGACAUUGCUUAUGAGACAAUCCGGGGAGACUUCCUGAUAAAAAUGCAGAAUGGCAGCCUGCAGGCGGAGCGAUACGUCAACUUCACCUUACAGGACAUCAACUACGUACUGAACGUGACGGAAAUGCUGAAGGAAAUGAGUGUAAAAGUAACUCAACCCAAUGACCUCAGGGACUUCAUGAAAGGCAGAUACUCAAGCUACAAACGUUUUGCAGACAUACUGCUUAAUCAAUAUUUUUUUAAGAGCGCUCCUCCCAUCCAGCCAACUCCAGCUAUGAGGAAGUAUCUGUCGUUCUACAGAAACCUGCUGGAAAAAGAAGAUCCGCUGUACUUUGCUGUGGGUCUCCUGCCCUGCUCCAGACUCUGGGUGUGGCUGGGUGAUAAUCUCAGAACACCCCCAACCAAUGCCUACUACACUUGGAAGGUGGAGAAUAUGGGCGGCCAUCCUGAGAAAUACAGAGCUCUGCUGAACAAGUAUCUGAACACAACUGAAAAAGUGUCCAAGGCUAAUACUAUAUUCCGUACACAGAUGCAGAAUGAGCAUGAUUUCUUUUUCUCAUCUUGAGUGGUUAAUUGCAAACGCUGUCUGAGCAAUUCAACUUUUCAUGAAAAAUGUACUUACAUAUUUUCUCCAAAUAUUGAUUGAUGCAUUCGAUAGCUUCUUUUAAGAUUAUGCCUAUAAUAAUUUCAAAAUAACUUCUUAAUAUUCUACCAAGUUUUAAGCUUUUAAUCAUUAAAAACUGUAUUUUUGCAACCACAUUUUUUGGAGUUUACAAACAAUAAUAAAAACAAUAGAAAAAACAAUAUAA